Carassius carassius (crucian carp) is the source of this 1433-nucleotide messenger RNA. Its product is annotated as calcineurin B homologous protein 3-like. The transcript is spliced from 8 exons. The record is from RefSeq and is a predicted model, not a curated record. Bases 72 to 737 code for a protein of 221 amino acids. NCBI's taxonomy places the organism in Eukaryota, Metazoa, Chordata, Actinopteri, Cypriniformes, Cyprinidae. Gene Ontology annotation, molecular function: calcium ion binding.
CUGAGGGCACGUUGUGAAAGUUCUGACCAUUCUUCACAUAACUUUCUUUCUGAUCUCUUCCGGAGUUUAACAUGGGAGCUUCUCAGUCUGGACGACUGCAUAUGUUCCAAGAUCUGGCUGAUAAAACUGGCUUUUCCACAGAGCAGAUAAAUAACCUCCAUAUCAGAUUUAUGUACCUGACUCAAGAUGAAGACACUUUAAGACGUGAACACCUUGAGAAUAUUAGCAAUUUGGCUCUCAACCCAAUCCGAAGACAGAUCGUUGAGGCUUUCUUUGAUAAAAGGAACUUGGGUGAAAAAGAGAAGGGCUGUCUGCAGGAGAUUGGUUUUGAGGAAUUCGUUACGAUCCUGUCCUUCUUCAGACCACCCAAACCAAACACUGCUGAGUGUUUGGAGAUGAAAGAGAUGAAAAACAUCAAGAAGGAGAAACUACGCUUUCUAUUCAACAUGCAUGACACUGAUAAUGAUGGCGUCAUCACGCUGGAUGAAUACAGACAUGUGGUGGAGGAGCUGCUGUCCAGCUAUGAAACUAUAGGAGCAGAAACCACCAAAGCCAUUUCAGAUGCUGCCAUGCUGGAGGUGGCAAGUGUCACAGUGGGUCAGAUGGGUCCUGAUGAAUUUUACGAGGGAAUCACCUUUGAACAGUUCAUGCAGAUAUUGAAAAAUGUAGAGAUCGAGACCAAGAUGAAUAUUCACUUCAGGAAAAUGGACAAAAGAACGAUGCAAUGUGGGAAAUGAGAGUCACUUCAACUUCACAGCAGCACUUUAUUUUCAACACAGUCUUUAUUUUAGACCUAAACAUGUCAAAUUUGUAUCAUGGAUAUAACUCUUAGUAUCGAGUUCUUUCUCUGAAAUAUCUUAAAUGCUUAAGUUAUGGAGGAAGGGAUUAUGAUGAAUCGAGACCAAACCAAAUGUGCAAAGUAUUUAUAUAUAUUUGGAAGACAUUUAUCAACCACAUGAAGCCCGGAUAUUUUUGUGACUUCAUAUAUUUACAUAUGUACAAUGCAAGACAUUUGGAUUCAUACAUACUUUCAGAUGCAUGUAACAGUGGAAUUGAGCCAAGUGAUCAUAAAUUUCCCUUCUGAGCAAAGUGCUGGUUUUAUAAUGGAGGAAGUCUUGGAAAUCAACAGUCUAACCAAUGCUUAAACACUCCACACCCUCUUAUAAUUUACCUCAAAAACAACAGGAAGAGAUUAUUUUGUUGCCCUUGUGCCUUUGCCCUCUUUUUACUUUUUAUAUAUUAUAUAUCUGGCUCCCUUCUACCACAGUUACAUAUUAAUAUUUAUCACAGGGGUGUUUAUAGUUCUUACAGCAACAGCAUUUACUGUAGGAUAUUAAAGUACGAUAAUUUUGUAUUUUAUUGUUAAUUGAAACUCUUGGCACUAACAGUAAUCUUUCUUUAUAUUAAAAUUAAUAAAAAUGAAAGUUUUAAAA